AUGAAGUUUGCAAAUACAGAAAUGGUGAGGGAUCUUGGAUACACUGCUGCUGUGUUUGACAUGACUGUUUCUGAAGAUGGCAAGAGCCUGGUGACAAUAGGUAGUUAUAAACCGUCUAUCAAAAUAUAUGAUAUGAUAAAUUUAUCGCUGAAGGUCGAGCGUCACUUUGAAGCAGAGCCAUUGAGAGUGAUUCCAUUGACACAGGAUGCAUCUAAGAUCUGUAUUUUGAAAAGAGACAGAUCGAUAGAGUUACAUGCAAAGUAUGGAUUCCAUGAAAGCAUCAAGGUGCCUUCUGUAUGCCUUGAUGCAUGCUUCAACAAGUUCAAAGCAGAGAUUAUGUGUGCAGGUGUUGGAUCUGAUAUAUACAGAUUUAAUCUUGAGCAGGGCCGGUUUUUGAAGAGUCAGGGCACAACCUUCCAGGAAAUACUUUGCAUAUGCAUGUGCGAGGCGAAUGGACUGAUCUGUGUUGGAGGAGACAAUAAAAUACAAUUUAUUGAUCAGAGGAGCAAGGAAGUUAUUAGAACUGUAGAGUAUGAUGGAACGCCGUGUAGCAUGUGUUUUUCCAACGGUGGAUUUGAAUUAGGUGUGGGCACUGAGGAAGGCAAUGUUUAUCUGCAUGAUCUUAGAGCAAGGAAAGAAAUAUGUAAGGUGAGCCAUGAAGGAAGCGUUAGAAAGGUUGGGUUUAAUGGCAACACUCUUAUUAGUAUUGGAGGAAAGACUCUGAGGUGCAGUGAUAGAUCAGGGAUGAUCGGAGAGUAUAUUGGUGAUGCGAGCAUGAGCUGCUUUGCAUGUACUGGAGGAUUUGUGUUUAUUGGAUUUGAUAAUGGAGAGAUCUGUGAAGUGAUUUCUGAAGAGUUGGGGGAGAUUCCAAUGUACUUGAGGAUGAAUGAGGAGUGA
Molecule: messenger RNA, 897 nt
Organism: Ordospora colligata OC4
Lineage: Eukaryota; Fungi; Microsporidia; Ordosporidae
Exons: 1
Coding region: 1-897 (298 amino acids)
Biological process (GO): maturation of SSU-rRNA from tricistronic rRNA transcript (SSU-rRNA, 5.8S rRNA, LSU-rRNA)
Cellular component (GO): small-subunit processome; nucleolus; 90S preribosome
Molecular function (GO): protein binding
Source: RefSeq, a predicted model, not a curated record